GAGAAGUUUUUUGGUGUUUUUUUUAGUGCUGUGACAGAAGCUGGGAGCUUGAAAUAACCAUAAGAAUCCAAUUUUCCAUGGAUUUUAGCUGAACCCAUGUCUGGGAAUUCAUCGUCCAAGGGCUGCAACUUGAAGAGACAGAAGUUCCGAGUGUUAUCAAUUAAAAAGAUCGGAUUUUCUGAAUAAAUCCCAUUGCAAGAUUUAGUGAGAGAGACAAGAGGAAAUAGAAAAUUCUAGUGAAUUUGGUUGGUGGUUCUGAUGGAUAAUGCUGAUCUUUUCAGAGUAGGGAGCAUAAGCUUGUUCUCAAGGUCUUCUAAUGGAGAAGACGAUGAAGAAGCAUUAAGGUGGGCUGCACUCGAAAGAUUACCUACGCAUGAUAGGAUUCGAAAAGGGAUUCUCACCUCCUCGAAGGGUGAGAGAAGAGAAAUCGAGAUCGAGAGCCUCGGGUUACAGGAAAAGAAGAAACUGAUUGAGAGGCUGAUUAGAGUUGCAGAGAAGGACAAUGAGAACUUCCUUCGUAAGCUCAAGAACCGUAUAGACCAAGUGGGAAUUGAUAUACCAACCAUUGAAGUUCGGUUCGAGCAUUUGAGUAUUGAUGCCAAAGUUUUUGUAGGCCAAAGAGGCCUUCCUACAAUACUCAAUUUUACUCUCAAUGUGAUUGAGGGAUUUCUGAACUCAUUGCAUAUUCUUCCAACUAAAAGGAAGCCACUAUCUAUAGUUCAUGAUGUGAGUGGUAUAAUAAAACCGGGCAGGAUGACACUACUUUUAGGCCCUCCAAGUUCUGGGAAGACAACUCUACUGUUGGCUUUGGCAGGAAAACUUGAGUCAGAUCUUGAGGUCUCUGGUAGAAUUACUUAUAAUGGUUAUCAGAUGAAUGAGUUUGUUCCUCAAAGGACCUCAGCUUAUAUCAGCCAGCAUGAUCUCCAUAUAGGGGAGAUGACAGUAAGAGAAACUUUAGCUUUCUCAGCAAGAUGCCAGGGUAUUGGAGCUAACUAUGAUAUGUUGGUAGAGUUGUCCAGAAGAGAGAAGGAUGCAAACAUAAAACCAGAUCCUGAUAUCGAUGUAUACAUGAAGGCUGCAGCACUUGAAGGACAGAAGACCAGUGUAGUUACAGAUUACAUAUUGAAGAUAUUAGGCUUGGAUGUAUGUGCGGACACCAUGGUAGGGAAUGCAAUGCUGAGAGGAAUAUCAGGAGGCCAGAAGAAAAGGGUAACAACAGGGGAGAUGCUUGUUGGGCCUUCUAGGGCUCUCUUCAUGGAUGAGAUAUCCACUGGUCUAGACAGUGCCACUACUUACCGAAUAGUGAACUCCAUAAGGCAAACAGUUCAUAUACUCCAUUCGACGACUGUCAUAUCCCUGUUGCAACCAGCUCCUGAGACCUACAAUCUUUUCGAUGAUAUAAUUCUUCUCUCUGAUGGUCAGAUCGUGUAUCAGGGCCCUCGUGAAUAUGUGUUGGAGUUUUUUGAAUCAAUGGGAUUCAGAUGCCCUCAGAGGAAAGGAGUUGCUGACUUCUUGCAAGAGGUUACAUCAAGGAAAGAUCAGGGACAGUAUUGGUUUCGCAGUAAUGAGCCUUACAGAUUUGUUCCUGUCAAGGAAUUUGCAGAAGCGACCCAAUCAUUUCAUGUUGGAAGAAGAAUAGGAGAUGAAUUGGCCACCCCAUUUGACAAGAGAAAGAGUCACCCUGCUGCCCUUACAACUUCCCAAUAUGGUGUCAACAAGUUGGAACUUUUGAAAGCAUGCUUCUCGAGGGAGCUGUUAUUGAUGAAGAGGAACUCGUUUGUCUAUAUCUUCAAAUGUAUGCAACUUACAAUAGUCGCAUUCAUCACGAUUACUAUGUUCUUCCGCACUGAAAUGCACCGAAACACAGUCGGAGAUGGAAGCAUCUAUCUGGGAGCCUUGUUUUUUGGGCUCACUACUGUCAUGUUCAAUGCAUUUGCUGAACUCCCCUUGACCAUUUCAAAGCUUCCAGUCUUCUAUAAACAACGGGAUCUUCUCUUCUUCCCUGCAUGGACCUUUGCACUACCAACAUGGAUUACCAAUAUCCCAGUAUCAGUCUUGGAAGCCAGUGUAUGGGUUUUCAUAACUUACUAUGGUGUGGGCUAUGACCCAAAUGCUGGCAGGAUGUUUCGGCAAUACCUGCUACUUGUUAUGGUAAACCAGGCAGCUUCGGGUCUUUUCCGGUUGAUAGCGUCACUAGGUCGAGACAUGGUUGUAGCAAACACAAUAGGGUCCUUCACUCUUCUUCUUUGCAUGGUGCUUGGAGGAUUUGUUAUCUCACGAGACCACGUGAAGAAGUGGUGGAUAUGGGGCUACUGGAUGUCCCCCAUGAUGUAUGGACAGAAUGCAAUGGCAGUGAAUGAAUUCCUAGGGAGAAGUUGGCAGAAAGUACCUAAUGGAUCAUCAUUAUCACUGGGAAUGCAAGUGUUGAAGAACCGGGGACUGUUUAUGGAAGGCUACUGGUAUUGGAUUGGGAUAGGUGCAUUGGCUGGUUACACGAUCCUCUUCAAUGGCCUCUUCACCUUGGCUCUCACAUAUCUCGAACCAAUCGGUAAAUCCCAAGUAAACAUAACUGAAGAAGAACUGCAAGAGAAGCAUAUGAAUAGGACCGGUGAAAAUGUCACUUUGAAAUGCUCAUCUGUGCCGCCUUCAAGAAGAAGGGCCUUUACUGAAAUUGCAGGAAGGACAGAUGAAAUCAUGUCAUCUGAUUCAAUGCCGGCUCAGUCAGAUUGCAUGGCUUCAGGUCCAGAGGGGAAGAGAGGCAUGGUUCUUCCAUUUACUCCACUCUCACUCUCCUUUGACAAUAUCAGAUACUCAGUGGACAUGCCAAAGGAAAUGAAAGCUGAAGGUGUGACACAAGAGAGGCUAGAACUCCUCAAGGGUGUAAGUGGGGCGUUUAGACCAGGAGUUCUAACUGCUUUGAUGGGUGUUAGUGGAGCGGGCAAAACAACAUUGAUGGAUGUUUUAGCUGGAAGGAAAACUGGUGGUCAUAUUGAUGGAACUAUCUAUAUAUCUGGUUUUCCCAAGAAGCAAGAGACCUUUGCUCGGGUAUCUGGGUACUGUGAGCAAAAUGAUAUCCAUUCUCCCCUAGUGACUGUUUAUGAGUCUCUUCUGUACUCAGCAUGGCUUCGGCUUCCUACUGAGGUCAACUCCAAAAGAAGAAAGAUGUUUAUUGGGGAGGUAAUGGAGCUCGUAGAGAUGAAAUCAUUAAGAAAUGCUCUUGUGGGGUUGCCCGGUGUGAAUGGGCUCUCGACUGAACAAAGAAAGAGACUCACCAUUGCUGUGGAACUUGUGGCCAAUCCCUCCAUAAUUUUCAUGGAUGAGCCAACCUCUGGUCUAGAUGCUAGGGCUGCUGCCAUUGUGAUGAGAACAGUUAGGAAUACUGUUGAUACUGGAAGAACUGUAGUGUGCACUAUCCACCAGCCUAGCAUUGAUAUAUUUGAGGCCUUUGAUGAGCUAUUCCUCAUGAAGAGGGGUGGUGAGGCAAUAUAUGUUGGCCCCCUCGGAUCCCAUUCUUGCCAUCUCAUUGAGUACUUUCAGGGAAUCAAUGGAGUCAGCACAAUAGAAGAAGGCUACAAUCCUGCAACAUGGAUGUUUGAGGCCACAUCCGAGGCACAAGAAGAUAUUUUAGGAGUUGAUUUUGCUGAAAUAUACAUAAGUUCCAAUUUGCAUAGGAGAAGCAAAGAAAUGAUCAAAGAACUGAGCUCACCACCCCCAGGCUCAAAAGACCUCUUCUUCACUAUGCAGUAUGCUCAGCCAUUCCUCACUCAAUGCUUGGCUUGCUUAUGGAAACAGCACUGGUCAUAUUGGCGAAACCCCCCUUAUACAGCUGUACGAUUAUUAUUCACCUUUUUCAUAGCAUUGCUAUUUGGGACCAUAUUUUGGGGUCUUGGUUCAAAAAGGGAUAACCAGCAGGAUCUCUUCAAUGCCAUGGGUUCCAUGUAUGCUGCUGUUAUGUUCAUUGGCGUUAGUAAUGCCUCCACAGUUCAGCCAGUUGUAGCAGUCGAGAGAACUGUAUUCUAUCGAGAAAGGGCAACUGGAAUGUAUUCGGCUUUACCAUAUGCUUUUGCACAGGUUGCUAUAGAGAUUCCCUAUGUAUUGAUUCAGGCACUGCUCUAUGGGGUGAUAGUGUAUGCAAUGAUUGCAUUUGAAUGGACAGCUGCAAAGUUCUUCUGGUACCUGUUCUUUAUGUUCUUCACACUUUUAUACUUCACAUACUAUGGCAUGAUGGCUGUUGCCAUGACUCCCAACCAGAACAUUGCAUCCAUUAUGGCUGGAACCUUCUAUGGAGUUUGGAACCUCUUCUCUGGCUUCAUGAUUCCUAGACCGAGUAUACCUCGAUGGUGGAGAUGGUAUUCAUGGGCAUGCCCAGUUGCAUGGACAUUGUAUGGCCUGGUUACUUCUCAAUUCGGAGACGUUCAUACCAAUUUAGAGGUUGUAGAUUCCACCACUACGACCCAAACAGUGGCCGCAUUUGUGAGUGACUAUUUCGGAUUCGAGCACGAUUUCUUGGGAGUGGUUGCAGCUGUGAUCGUUGGGUUCCCAGUGCUUUUUGCUUUCAUCUUUGCUUUCUCGAUCAAGUUUCUGAAUUUCCAAAAAAGAUGAGAUUUUGGCGAUAGUCCACAGGAGAAACAAAUCAUCUAAUAGAGGCCAACAACCCAAAUGAGAAGAGAAUCAUUUCAUCUCACAAGGGUUUCUGACAAAUUGAAUUGCUUGAGAGAAGUUGCCCGAAUAAGAUGACCUACUGUUAGUGUACAAACCUUUGGAUGUAUUUUGUAAUGAAAACUUGGCUUUCUAAUGAGUU
Molecule: messenger RNA, 4801 nt
Organism: Amborella trichopoda
Lineage: Eukaryota; Viridiplantae; Streptophyta; Magnoliopsida; Amborellales; Amborellaceae
Product: pleiotropic drug resistance protein TUR2
Cellular component (GO): membrane
Molecular function (GO): ABC-type transporter activity; ATP binding; ATP hydrolysis activity
Source: RefSeq, a predicted model, not a curated record